This is a messenger RNA of Huiozyma naganishii CBS 8797, 606 nucleotides long. It is a transcript of the gene SCP1, whose product is annotated as Scp1p. NCBI's taxonomy places the organism in Eukaryota, Fungi, Ascomycota, Saccharomycetes, Saccharomycetales, Saccharomycetaceae. Gene Ontology annotation, molecular function: protein binding. The record is from RefSeq and is a predicted model, not a curated record. The transcript has a single exon. Bases 1 to 606 code for a protein of 201 amino acids.
AUGAACGAUACAGAAGUACCUGAGGUGACGUCCUUGGACCACGAUUUGCAAGUGUUAAGAAGCGGGAAGUUCUCACCGGAGGAUAUAGAUGCAAUCGGCCAUUGGGUGUUCGUAGAUGUCUUACAGGAAGACGGUUACAAAGAGGGGAGUGAUCUUUUGGAAAAGUUGAAGGACGGCACGGUGUUGUGUCGCAUUGCCAACAUUUUAGCAGAGCAUGAAACCACGACAUACCCACUAAUCAAGUGGAAGGAGUCACCAAUGCCGUUUGUGCAGAUGGAACAGAUAUCGCAAUUCUUGGUGUUUGCGUCGCGGUACGGUGUUCCACAGGAUGAACUGUUCCAAACCGUGGACUUGUUCGAGAAAAAGGACGCGGCGUCCGUGUACCAGGCUCUCAAAUCUCUAUCCAGAUACGCAAACAAGAAGCAUCCUGAACGGUUUCCAGUGCUUGGUCCGCAACUCGUGGAGAAAAGAAUACCACCGAAGGUGAAACGGAAACCAGACCAUUUGCGAGACGCACAGUGGAGUACCCACGAAUACGGGUAUAUGGGCGGUGCGUCACAAGGUUCUGAGAACGUCGUGUUUGGACACAAAAGGGAUAUCGUAUAA